Anopheles gambiae (African malaria mosquito) is the source of this 4073-nucleotide messenger RNA. RefSeq names its product protein eva-1. Lineage: Eukaryota; Metazoa; Arthropoda; Insecta; Diptera; Culicidae. The record is from RefSeq and is a predicted model, not a curated record. The transcript has 12 exons. The coding region runs from base 1616 to 3556 and encodes 646 amino acids. Gene Ontology annotation, molecular function: carbohydrate binding.
AACGGAGAUUGCAAUGUUGCUGUGAUUUGAGCAUCGCUCUGCCAGCGAAGGAAUCUCGACCCGGCGUCAGUCUUGCUGUGAACGUGCGACGGUUCGGCUCGAAGACGGCAACGCGAUUUCGCGGACGUUCGCGGCACAUUCGGUGGAUUCGGUUAGACGAAGCGUUUGUGUGUGUGUGAGAGUGAGAGUGAGCCUUAGGGCGAGUGGGCACGAGAUGAUCGUACGCGUACGCUGAUCAUGGGCUGAUACUACUGUCUGGUGCAUACGUUCGAACGCCUUUACCUUAUCUCACGAUGCGUUGCCGACUCGUACAGCUCAAAGGGAUAACGCAUGUACGCUUGCUGUACCACUAAUGGUAGUAUUAGGCUAAAACCAUGCUACUCACCGUCCCGUCCCGUGCAUCCCACUCUGCGCAAGGAAUGGUUAUACUACAAUGGCAAUAUACGAUACCUUAAUAAUUUUGUUUAGUGGAAAUUAGUGCAUCGACAAACGAAAUUAUGAUAAAGCCGUUCCAAAUGCAUCAAAACACUGACAGUGAAACCUAAAGCACUUCACAGGGCCACACCCAGCCUGGUAAUGAAAACGUCACCAGCCAUUUUAUGAAAGUGAAACAUUUCGUUGCAUAAAAAUCGAUCAUUAAAUGUCAAAUCAUUACCAUUACGGUGAAGAAGUAAUUAUAGAUAAUUGUGACACACAAAAAUCCGUUAAUUCCAGCAAUCAGCUCCCAGGCUCCGGACGGUCCAAAGCCGGUCAGGCAGGAGCAGUAGCAGCAACAUCGCCUGGGACUUUUAAUCAUCGCCCGGUUCCGGAGAGUUGAUGCGAUUUCGCGCCUCGUAGAUGCCAUUUCGUUACGGUGCUGAAUGCUGAAAAUGACAUUUAAUGUGGUGGAAGUGAUCAAGAAGCAUUAAAAAACGGAAAAUUAAAACCCAUCGCUCCGAGCGUGUCCACUGUUAACGGCAGCGGCAGCGUGCCAUUUCACCGAAUGGGAAAUUAAUUCGAUGCCGUUCGGGUUUGCUGGAGUGAAGUAGUAUGCAAACGAGCACCCGGCACCCGGCUAUGAGGGAGGCCAGUGCAGUGACCGUACCUUGAAGGGCCGUUGGAACGAACGCUGUCAUAAUACAAUGAAAGUCGAUCGUUUAAAAAUAAUCUUAAUCCCACCGCGUGGAUUUGUCACUCCGUAAUCUGAGGGUAAAGUUGACCAGCGCAAAACAAAUUUUGUUGCGGUCAAAAAGGAUUAAAGUGCAGUGCUUGAACGGUGGUGCGAAAGGUGUGGAGGAAACCAUAAUGUGUGAAAUGUGCAACACAAUCGUGCGUUGAUUGGAGAUGGAAGCAAAACCGUACCCCAGUGUGCACCGGCUAAGAUGUAUUGCUUCAGCAUCCGAUCGUGUGGAAGCGGUAGGAAGUGAUAAUUGGAAGUGAAUAGUGCAAUUGGCCACGUUCUGUGCUGUGCAGCCCAACCGUUGCACAAAUAAAUGGUGUCCGUGCGCUUUGGCUUUGUGCAUUGCGCGUGUUAUACUUUCGAUAGUGCAAUGUGUAGCAUCAGUCGUGCUGGUCGGUUUGUUUGGGAAAGUGUUAAUCGUUUCGUUGUUGUAAAUUAGUUCAAAACCGCAUUGAAAUGCAAGUGUACCAACGUUCGCAACACUGUUCGUCCCACCGAAAUACACACAAAACACAAGCCGUAAUGGAAUUAAGACAGGUUAAACCAUUGUCAGCAAACUGCUGCAGCUGGAUUAUUACGCUAAUGAUGCUCAUCACGUCGCCAUCAUUGCUGUGCGCCGAACCCGAUACGCAAAUAUUCCGCGUGGACCCGUUAGCGCUACUUUCGGGAACGUUGCGCACAUAUCAACGGGCCGGCUGUGAUCGAGAGCUUGUCACAUUAAGUUGUCCCCGCGGCACGAGCAUCUCGAUCGAGAUAGCGCAGUACGGGCGGAGCGGCGAUGCAAACGAACGGAACUUGUGCCCGGCAAGCACGGAAGAUGCGCUCGAUAUCAGCAUACCGGGGACGGAAAUAGAGAUAAAGGCACCGGAAAGCUGCACCUGGCCAAACGCCUUGCAGUACUCGCUGCUUCAGACCGUCGUGGAAGCGUGCCAAAAGAAGCGCCACUGCAAGUUUCUCGCCUCGCCCAAAACGUUCGGCGGCGAUCCGUGCCCGGGCCAGCGGAAGUUCGUCGAGGUGGCCUACAAGUGCCGACCGUACGAGUUCCGGAGCAAAAUCGCUUGCGAAAACGAUGUAAUUCAAUUAAUUUGCAACCCAUACUCCCGGAUAGCAAUCUACAGCGCAAACUACGGCCGAACCGAGUACGAGAGUCUUCAGUGCGCGCAGCCGCAGGGUGUAAAGGAGGAAAAUUGUCUCGCCUCGUACGCCACGGAAACGGUGAUGCAAAAGUGUCACGGACGGCGGAAGUGCACACUCUCGGCGGACAGUACCACAUUCGGCAAACCGUGCCGGCCCGACUCGAGGAUGUAUUUAAAAGUUGUUUACACAUGCGUGCCUAGGAAGGUGCUGAAGGAUCGCUUCGAGGCUGCACCGGAACCGGACGAACCGCUGCAGAGUGACCUCGAGCAGGACCAGGACGAGCUGUACGAUGAGGAUCAGUUUUUCCGCGAGUCGGACGCGGCACCGCCCGGACCGGCACCGAAGCUGCAGGGUGGCCCAACGAACGGUCGCGUUUCCGAUGUGCCCGGCUACGUCGGCACAUCGAGCAGCAGCAGUACGCCCGCUUCACCGCCCCGCUCCAUCCACGACAUUAUGGACGAUAGUGACUUUUCGUUCGGAGAAAACCAGGAAAAAUUCUACCUUUACCUUAUCGUGGCCGUCACCGUCGCCAUCCUGCUCUGCGUGUCGAUCGUGAUCGGCCGGCUGGUGGUGCAGCGGCGCCGCACAGCGAAGGACGGGGACGAUAAAUUCCAAACUUCCAACACCGGCGAAACGACGCUGCCGAACGGUUUCACCGACGACAUAUCGGAAAUCGAUGCCGAUAUCGAUCUGCAGACGCCGCUCCCGGUGCCGAGCGUCUCGCGAAGCGAUUCUAAUCAAACCUGUCUACCGUUCACAUGUUCGCUGCAUGCGCUUACGCUUCCGGCUGCCUGUACCGGCCGCCUGUUCAACGAUUGCCGCCCGACGACCAACGCGCCCACACGGACACGGAACGACUGUAUUGCCACCCGGCAGAGCUACGGACCGUACACGCCGUCGCCCGGCCCGUACGGCAAUCUCGGACCGUCGAACAUUUCCCAUACGUCCACCACGAUGCUGGUGCCGCCGUGCUCGAUGGGCACGAUCAUGAGCACCUCCCAGCCGCCCGGGUAUCUCGGCGGGCCCAUCAACAUCAUGCCGUCACAGCUGGGCUCCAGCAUAGGUACGAUAAGGACGCCACUGGCAGCCAUGACGACCCUGCCGAGGCCGCACCAGCCAUCGCAACAGCUUCCGCCCGGCUUCCUCGGCGGCUCGGUAAUUGGCACGCAAACGCUACGCCGCCUGUCGAGCGAUCACGAUGGGAACACACCCCGCAGCCUCAGUAGAGGAGCGACCAACGCGCAGUACUACUACGGAUGACAUCCGGUUCCUUCGCAGCCGGCGCUUAUCGCCACGUCUGGUCCGCCAGGAACCGGCACGGGGCAGAGCCACGGCGUCGCGCAGCAGCAGCAUCAGCAGCAACACCCGUCCCAGCAGUUGUCAUCCGCCUCCUCAAUCUGCUCCUCCUCCUCGACCCAUCCGGGGCAGCAGCAGCAGCAGCAGCAGCAGCAUCAUCAGCAACCACCGCCACACCCGCAAUCCAUCCUAAAAAACAAGGAACCAACGAUCAGUGAACUGGAGGACACCAUCGUCAUGUGUCCACCGAAUCGAACGUACUGUUUCUAGAACUACAGCAUAAUCCUGCUAAGGAAGCAUCACACCACCACCACCACCACUACCACCGCCGCCGCCGCAGCCACACUACCGCUCCACCGUCCACCGGUCGGUGAGACGAGCGCGCUGGACAAAGAUCUGGUGUAUCUGUGAGACAAGUUUGCGAAAGCUAAUUAAACUUCGUUCGCUCGCACCAACCAAGCAAGCACACAAAACAAGCAAA